AUGACCACGGCUUUCGGGGCCCUCCUGUCAAGUUUUGCGACUACUGCGGUCUCAGAAUGCGGUGACCGUACAUUCAUCGCAAGCACAGUGCUUGCCCUCAAGUACGCGCCCCAACAACAUGUUCCCCCCGAGAGAGAUGUUCACAUGAAGAUGUUCACACGGCCACCGGUCUGUCCGUACAAGUGUCGUCGUAGGUACAAUCGUGUGAUCGUAUUCUGGGGAACGUUCUGUGCUCUCGGAGUGCAGUCUCUUACCUCAAGUCUCGUAGGCGAAUUGAUCCAAAGGUUCUCGCCACACAGCGGAAACAUUCCCUGGGCCGUGGUCUUCAGUUUUGUGGUAUUUGCCGUCUUUUCGGUCCGUUAUCUUUACGAGGGCAUACAAGGCAUACGUAAUUUGAAAGGACAAACUCCUCAGCUUCUUAGUCAGACUCUAUUAAGCCAUAGUGAGGAUCCUUCUGAGGAGACAGUGGUCAGCAGUCGUUCACAGCAGCAUAGCAAAGCGUCUCUCUUUUGGGAGGUGUUCGGCCUGAUUUACGUCACCGAGGUCGGCGACACCUCCAUGAUUGCCCAAGCGGCCCUGGCGUCAUACUCCGCUUUCCUGCCGGUAUUCCUCGGUGCCUGUCUGGCCAAUGCAUGUGUCAACGGGGUCGGCAUCUAUUUUGGGGGUUGUGUGGCACACAAGGUCAACGUCCAGGUCGUCAACAUCACAGCCGGCCUCCUCUUCGCUCUCUUUGCUCUCCUUGCCCUUCGAAAAUUAGAGCCCUCAGUCUUUAUGAAAAAUUUAUCAACCGACGUCUUCAAUCGCUGA
Gregarina niphandrodes is the source of this 807-nucleotide messenger RNA. RefSeq names its product family UPF0016 protein. The coding region runs from base 1 to 807 and encodes 268 amino acids. Gene Ontology annotation, molecular function: metal ion transmembrane transporter activity. The record is from RefSeq and is a predicted model, not a curated record. NCBI's taxonomy places the organism in Eukaryota, Apicomplexa, Conoidasida, Eugregarinorida, Gregarinidae. The transcript is spliced from 2 exons.